GUUGCCACAAGAGACAGGCAUGGUGGCUCGUGGAUAGAAACCUGCCACUCAGACUGCUGUUCACAACAAGGUCUGGAAGAAAUUCUUAGCACAGUUUACAGGGACGAGAGAGAUUUGGCAAAGGUGAGAGACAACAGGAGUAAUAUCUCGGUAACAAGAAUUUAAUGUGAAAAAUACAACCUCUGAAAGUCAUAGGUAAAUUGGUAGAAAAACUGUAGACAUAUAUCUUAGGAACGAAAUGUUUAGCCUAAUUUCUUGAGCUCUAGAAAUUGCUGGGUAAUAUUUGCUUCUUCAAACAGUUAUUUUACAGAAAAAAGUCACUGGGUGAAGCUCUGUAAUUUACUCAUGCUAAUAUGUUUGUUGUUGUUCUAGUCAUUCCUGGCAGUCAGUGAUGAGUUAUCUAUUAGUCCUGGGUUAUUUAUUCCUGAUAAUGAACAACUUGUUAGCUGGGAUGAAGGUAAGUUGUGUAAUUGAGUGGAAUAAAUUUAUUAGAAAUGUAUGAAGGUAGCAAUAGACUGGCAUUAUCAUUAAAUACUGGUCAACACAAGUAUUCACUUUUUAAUUUGACAUUUAGCUCUAGUACUUACAUUUUGUAAUUAUUUUGCCAGCCUAUUGAUAUUCCUUUAUAAUAUAUUUCUUGUAAAUAUAUUUAAAUGAGCCCCACAAGCAAUGACUGAUUGCCUCUUGCAACUACACCCAUCUAGAAUGACAAAAUACAGACAUGUUUUAUUACUUAUCUCAUGGCACUCGCUCCAAAGGAUGUCAGCCAUUUAUAUGCAUUUAUAGUGUGGUUGAGUUUGUUGAGGGAAAGUUUGUGCAUGACUAGUAUAACAUGUAAGUGGUGACGUUGUAUACAGGGUACUAGUAAUGUAAUGUAACUUGCAGUUGUAGUGGAUCCUACAGUAUAGUGCUUUGUGCAAGAUAGUUGUUGACACAGUAUUCAUGAACCAGUUUUCAUUGCAGAUUUAGCAGUAGUUUCUCAAAUCCAUUUUAUGCUGGGACAACAAUCUCCUUUUCCCAUAAAACAUUAUAGAAAAUUUUACCCAAAAUUACUGGAUCGGCUAGGGCUUCUUUUUGUUUACAACAUUUUCCCUGUAACUUCAGUGGCAGUGACUGAGAAUCCUCGUAGCCUGCAAAACAUAAUCUGGGUUGGAUUACACUGGUAUCAGUUUAACAAAGAGAUGAGACCGGGA
Porites evermanni is the source of this 1193-nucleotide messenger RNA. The record is from the annotation of a GenBank genome assembly. Lineage: Eukaryota; Metazoa; Cnidaria; Anthozoa; Scleractinia; Poritidae.